AUGGGAUACUUUGUUCCUGAUUCACACAUUGAAAAUCUAAAGUCAUAUAAAUACCAAAGUGAAGAUCGCUCGCUGGUGUCAAAGUAUUUUUUGAAGCCGUUUUGGCAAAGAUUUUGUACCAUUUUUCCCACGUGGAUGGCGCCUAAUAUCAUUACAUUAUCAGGAUUUGCAUUUAUUGUUACAAAUGUGCUAACCGUGUUCUUUUACGACCCAAAUCUUAACACUGAUACGCCACACUGGACAUAUUUUUCUUACGCUUUAGGUGUGUUUCUAUAUCAAACUUUUGAUGGAUGUGAUGGUGUGCAUGCCCGUCGUAUUAAUCAGUCAGGACCAUUGGGAGAGCUUUUCGACCAUAGCAUUGAUGCUAUCAACUCUACUCUUUCCAUUUUUAUUUUUGCUUCUGAGACUGGGAUGGGAUUCUCAUAUAGUCUAAUGUUGUCCCAGUUUGCAAUGCUGACGAAUUUUUACUUGAGUACUUGGGAAGAAUAUCAUACACACACAUUAUAUUUAAGUGAGUUCUCUGGACCCGUCGAAGGAAUUUUGAUUGUCUGUGUUACGCUAAUAUUGACGGGUAUAUAUGGAAAACAAGUAAUCUGGCAUACCUAUUUGUUUACCAUUAGAAUUGGUGAUAAAGUAAUUGAUGUGGACACUUUGGAUGUUGUGUUCUCCUUAGCUGUCUUUGGUUUAGUUAUGAAUGCAUUAUCUGCGAAAAGGAAUGUGGAUAAGUAUUACAGAAAUAGCACCUCUUCGGCCAAUAAUAUUGCUCAAAUUGAACAAAAUAGCGCUAUAAAAGGUCUUUUGCCGUUCUUUGCGUAUUACGCAAGUAUCGCUUUACUGGUGUGGAUGCAACCGAGUUUUAUUUCUCUUGCUUUUAUCCUUUCCAUCGGCUUCACAGGAGCAUUUACGGUCGGAAGAAUAAUUGUUUGCCAUCUGACUAAGCAGAGUUUUCCUAUGUUCAAUGCACCUAUGUUGAUUCCUUUGUGCCAGAUGGUUUUGUACAAGAUAUGUCAAAAUGUUUGGAGAAUUGAACCUGAUAAAAUUGUGUUUGCUCUGUCUUGGCUCGGCUUUGGCCUCUCCCUUGGCGUUCAUAUCAUGUUCAUGAAUGACAUUAUUCAUGAAUUUACUAAGUUUCUAGAUGUUUACGCUUUAUCCAUUAAACGCUCCAAGUUAACUUAA
This is a messenger RNA of Saccharomyces mikatae IFO 1815, 1176 nucleotides long. It is a transcript of the gene EPT1, whose product is annotated as bifunctional diacylglycerol cholinephosphotransferase/ethanolaminephosphotransferase. The transcript is spliced from 2 exons. The record is from RefSeq and is a predicted model, not a curated record. Gene Ontology annotation, biological process: phospholipid biosynthetic process. NCBI's taxonomy places the organism in Eukaryota, Fungi, Ascomycota, Saccharomycetes, Saccharomycetales, Saccharomycetaceae. Gene Ontology annotation, molecular function: phosphotransferase activity, for other substituted phosphate groups. Bases 1 to 1176 code for a protein of 391 amino acids. Gene Ontology annotation, cellular component: membrane.